AUGGGUUGUUCUUUACAAAAAUCAUCUGAUCGUAUUCCAUCAAAUAAACGAUACUCUAUUAAUACAAAUACAUGUAAUAUAGUAAAAAUAAUAUAAGAAGAAACACCAGAUAAAAAACCAAGUUUAGAGGUUUUUAAUCCAAUAUUAAGGAAAGUAGUACAAGUACCAAUUUUAGUACCUGCUUCUAAAAGUAAUAUAAUGAAGAGAAGGAGUACAUAAAUGAUGACUAUAGGGUUAUGA
Molecule: messenger RNA, 240 nt
Organism: Paramecium sonneborni
Lineage: Eukaryota; Ciliophora; Oligohymenophorea; Peniculida; Parameciidae
Source: the annotation of a GenBank genome assembly